AUGAGAAGCGAGGCAAUGACGAGGCCAAGACGGACACAAGAAAGACGGUCGUCAGAUAACGAACAGGUAUCCUCGCCAGCGCGUUCGACCUUACGACUCCUCUCAGACACCGACGAAACUCACCCCAAAAUGCGGCUUGACCCCCCUAAGGCACCAUUCAAUUCAUCAAAUCCGUUCCGAAGCGGUUCCUCCUCUCCUGUCGCCACUCAAGGCUCUGAGGUGAACACACUUUCUGCCGGGCCAGGGGGCAGCAGCGCUGCUCUCAUCCCAGUCACCCCAAUCUCGUCGCGCGAUGCAUCGCCAGCCCCACGCUAUUCAAGAAGGGAGAGUGCCGGAGGCUUGACUCAUGCCGAAAGCAACGUCUCGCUUAGCGUGAAUUAUCUCCCGACCAAAUUCUCUAGCGGGAAUCUCGCCGCUCUCGAGGAGGGCCCACGGCGUCGUGUAGGUCGGAGUGGGAGGGAACGCGAGUUGAGCGAGAGCGGGGUUCCAAAGAUGGGUGGUGGUGUCGAUGCAUUUCGCACUGGCGAGGCCCGGAUCGCAGGACACGCCGAUGAGGACGAAGAUGAAGAGAGUGAUUUGAUGGAGGAUGGCAACAGCAGGAUGUGGUUCGGACGAGGUGGUGGGGGUGGAAUCUCGAAAGGAGUCACCCGUCACCGGAAACCUCUGCGAUGGAAUAAGUUCAAAUGGACCUUGCUCGUCGCCAACUUUGCCUUGACGAUCUACUCUUUCGCUGCUCUCAUCGGUUGUCUUCUCACCUGGUUCAACACGUUCACGUUCUCUGACAUAAUACGUGUGGGCAACCGGCCUGAACUUAUCCUAUCGACUAUAUUCGCUUGCUUGGGAAUCUUCACGUCAUUGGUAGGCUGGGCGGGGAUCCUCCUCAACAACCGUUCCUUCCUGGCUGUAUACACGUUCCUGCUUUGGAUUGUCUUCAUAUUCCUCCUCGUACCAGGGUAUAUGACGUACAAGCGCCGCACGUUCAACCUGGAGGGGAAGAUCAAUGCGCAGUGGUCGCAGGACCUCGGAGCAGAAGGCCGCCUCAGGAUCCAGAACGAGCUUCAAUGCUGUGGAUAUUUCUCCCCCUUCGUUGAGGCUACCGUCAGCCAGACGUGUUACGCGCGGAGCAUUCUCCCCGGAUGCAAACUGGGGUACCUCGUCUUCGAGCGCGGUGCGUUGAAGAGGUGGUACACAAUCGCGUUCAGCAUCGUUCCCUUCCACCUGCUCGUGAUGGUCGCCGGCCUCCUCUGCUCCAACCACGUCACCUACCGGUUUGGAAAAGGAAUGAUGCCCAAGGCGUACCGGCUCAGCAUGACGAGCAUGGCGAUCAUCAUGGACAACUACGCCAAUCAAUUAGCGGAACAGUACGGCGCGGCGGUCGCCUCAGACAUCCUCAAGCGCAACGUCCAGCUCGAUUCAUUACCGGCGAUGCCCAACGAGAAGUCUCCGGUCCGAGAGAACCCCGCCCGGGCCGACCACGAGCUAGAGCGCUCUGCCAAAAAUGGCAACUCCGCCACCAGUUCUGGGGCGGGAUCAGGUUCGGGCUCAGGAGCAGCAGCAGGUUAUACAUAUCCGUCCACGGCAGCGAAUACGACAAAGACGACAUCCGGGAAGGGAUCCCUGAAGUACGAGCCUCUCAGCACACGGGUCCCUUCGAACGAACGGGUCAACGCGAGCCCAGCUGUACAGGGGAAGGAAGGUUGGUUCUAG
Molecule: messenger RNA, 1707 nt
Organism: Cyclocybe aegerita
Lineage: Eukaryota; Fungi; Basidiomycota; Agaricomycetes; Agaricales; Hemipholiotaceae
Source: the annotation of a GenBank genome assembly